UGUUAGUUGUUGCAACAAAAAAUUUAGUUAUUUUAUUGCCACGGCCAUUGGCUAUUUUGGUAAAUUGGAUAAACGCAGUGAACGCGCAUCUCUGGAAACGGCCCGGCCGAAAAUGUGCACAGAGGUAAAUUCAGCAAUGGGUCUUCAAGCAACAGCCGCUACAAAGCGGAAGCAUGAGCUGACCUUCGACAGCAAGGAUGCCAACACCACCUACACGGGCAACUGUGCACCGCCGCCGGUUAAGGCCAACAAAUGGGCCGUCAACAACAACAACUACCUGGAAUCGCUCGAGGAGCAAAAGACGACAAUGGAACACCAAACCGAAUCCAACAACAACAAUGUGGAGAUUGUGAAACCAGCGCAUAGUAUUAUUAGCAACGGUGAUAAAGUUACUAACAGCAACAGCAACAGCAAUAGCAACACUAGCACCACUAGUACCACCACCACUACCAGCAGCAACAACAAGUGCGCCGCUGAGGUGCCACUGCUGCCAACAGCGAGCGCUGCGAUACCCGAGGACAGCAUUGCCAAGCUAGAGGUGGUUGCGGCAGUGCCAUGCGAACCCUGGUCAACGGCUGCAACGCCCGUGGCGCCGGUCAGCAACAGCAGCGAACCGGUGGAUUGCAUCUCCAAGCUGCAGGCGGUCGCUGUGCCGAGUGAUCCCUGGGGCAGCAUUGCCACACGCUCCACGCUCGCAACGACGCUGCUCAGUGCGGACGAGCUGGACGACGAUGAUGAUGACUUCGAGGAUGAUUACGAGGAGGAGGAGAGUAUUAUACCCACUUACUGUCCCAUCCGAUAUCAUCCGUUUGCACAGCAACAGCAGCAACAACAGCAGCAGCAGCAGCAACAGCAGCAGCAGCAGCAGCAGCAGCAGCAGCAGCAGCAACAACAGCAGCAACAACAGCAGCAGCAACAUCAGCAACAACAGCGCAGCUAUGCGCCCGGCUAUGGCAGCCGACCCGCGUACUACUCGGAGCCGUUUCCCCAACAGAAUUGCUCCCGCACCGGAAGCCCCCAGCACAUGACGCCGCGUGGUUUUGCACCCCCGCAGUGGACAACAAAUCCGGGUGCAGCUGCAGGCGCCGUCGUUGCGAGCGCUGCAGGUGGAGCGGCAGCAGCGCCCAGUGCCACACAGCAGCAACAACAGUUCUAUGAUAAUGGUGUUGGCGUUGUCUACGCUCAGCCAGCACCGCAGCAGACCAUACGCUGUGCGGAGAAUGGCAAAUCCUAUCUGGAUCUCGGCUGUAGCAGUGCCGCCGCCAGCAAUGCGGCAACGUCAACGACGGCGCUGCCCGCAGGUAGCAGUGGCAGCGCGGCACCAGCGCCACCGCCAUUUGUAGCGAUGCCCCUCCACGGUAUGCCCCUGAAGCGCUGCUGUGACGGACGCGGCGGCUGGUGCAGCGCCAACAGGAAUUGCUACAAGGACACGCGGCUGAAGAUACGCAAUAUGUCCAUGUUCAAGCUGUCGCGCUUUCGCCAGGUGUCGGAGCAGUCGCUCUAUCGCUCGGUGCUCAUCUGCAAUACGCUCAAGCGCAUCGAUCGCGAGAUCGAAACGGAGGCCAAGGAGUUGCAUCAGGCGGCGCAGCAGCAUCAUCAACAGGCUGCUGCCGCAGCAGCUGCUGCCGCUGCCCAGGCAGCGCAAUAUCAUCCAGCCUAUCAGCAGCAACAGCAACAACAGCAGCAGCAGCAACAGCAGCAGCAGCAGCAAUCUCCGCCAGCGCCGAUGCAUCAUUCGCAGCAGCAACAGCAGGAUUAUGCGCCCGUGUUGAACUGCGCACGUUUGGCCAACAUGGAACACUAUCAGCAACUGGCGCAAGCACCCAGCUUUCAGCCCCAAGCGCCGCUCGGCUAUCAUGAGCGUCUCGAUGCCCCGCCGCCGCCCUACAGAACGGCAGUUGCGGCUCAAGCGGCAGCCUCUGCUCCCGGUGUCUUUCAGACACAGCCCGCGGCGGCGGCGAGUAGCAAUUGUGAGACGGCGGUUGGCACCACUCUGCAUCCGUACGAUCACUAUCCGUUCCGGGAUUCGCAGUCCGGCCGUGCAACGCCCUUCCCCGCCACCUGUCAGCCGACAACUGCGGCAACAGCAACAGCAGCAGCGGCUCCAGCGGCAGCAGCAGUUGUAGCUGUUGCAUUGCCAACGCCAUCCAGCAUUGCACCCGUUAGCAACAGCAGUAGCAACAGUAGCAACGUUGCUGUGCCCGCAGCAACAGUUGCUCAGGUGCACAGCAGCAACACCAGCAGCAAUACAUCCAAUGCCAGUUCCACUUCUAGCGUGGUCAGUGCCUGUGAAUCGAGUGACUCUGGCUAUGCGGAUGAUGAUUCAACGAGGUCCAUCAACUGGAGUUCGGUGCUCAGCCUCAGCUCACAGUCGGCGCUGGAUCCACUUAACAACAACGAUCUGUUCAAUAUACUUCCCGCAGCUGCCACGCCCACAGCGGUGCCCGUGUGCAUAGCGAGCAGCAGCAGCAACAGCGGCGGCGGCGGCAACGGCUCCACGCUGGCCUUUAGCGGUAGCUUUACCACCGUGCAAGCGAGCGCCAGUCAGAGCAACAGCAGCAGCAGCUCCUUCGCCUCGUCGCCAUCGUCGACAACCGCAACCUUCACCACGUUGUCCACCAUUUCAUCGGCGACACAUUCGCUGACGUCAUCCUAUGUGAGCAGCAUCAGCUCGAAUGUAUCUGCUGGAGCGAAUACGUGGGAGUAUGGUUUCCUGGACAUGGAGUUCGGGUUGGGCUCCGAGUUUACCGAACUUGUGCCCAGCUGCAAGCUCAGCACCGAUGAACUCUUCAAGAGCGGCCUCAGCGGGCCAGUGGCCAGUGCCAAUGAGCUGGAACAGCCCGCCCACAUCAUGGUCGGCAGUUAGUAUCAGUUGUAAGCAUUCGAUUGCCACGGAGACGGUGGCUGCCGUCGGGAUUGAGCAUGCGGGUCACGCUCGUCUAGGUGGCGCCUCAACCGGAAUCCAAGCAGUAUUCAAUAUGUAAGGAAUUAUGUGCAUACAGAAGUGAAACGAUAUGAGAUAUAUGAGACAAAAAAAAAAACGCUGUAAACAUAAUUUCCAAUUAUGCUCAGGUUGUGAACGUGUAUGUUGCCCCCCUCCCAUCCCUCCUUGCGAUCUUAAUGUUCCCAAUCCCAUACCACAAGCAAUCGCCGCCAGGGGCCGCCACACAUUAAUUGCAAUUGUAUUGAAAAAAUAUUGAUAAAUCUAUGAGAAAUAAUAAUAUGACAAAUUGAAAGAAAAAACUAUUAGCAAAUUUUUUAAGUGUAUAUAAUGUAAAAUGAAAAAUCUUAAAUCUAAUGCAGAACAACUUCUAGCACCUAAGUUUGAAAGUAAAAAUAAAAUAUAUAUAUGAUAAUUGUAUCUAUAUUAGCGCGUAUGACAUGUAACUUUAGCUUUGUUAGUUGCAAUUGUUGCAGUUUUUCGAUUACAACAACACGUUUCAAAACCAACACAAACAUACAAAAACAAUAACAGCCAACAGAAAGAUCAAUAAUGCAGAAAGAAUCCUUAAGAAAAAUUUGUAUUUGGCUAACAACAACAGCGAAAAGAAAGAAAAAAAACAUGUAAAAUCGAGAAACGUUUACUAUAUUAUAGCCAUAAGUAUUAUUAUUUAUAUACAACAAAACAAAUGGAUAAAUGAGAGAACAACUUAAAACAAAGUUU
This is a messenger RNA of Drosophila grimshawi, 3664 nucleotides long. It is a transcript of the gene tara, whose product is annotated as AF4/FMR2 family member lilli. The transcript is spliced from 3 exons. Lineage: Eukaryota; Metazoa; Arthropoda; Insecta; Diptera; Drosophilidae. The record is from RefSeq and is a predicted model, not a curated record. The coding region runs from base 113 to 2866 and encodes 917 amino acids. Gene Ontology annotation, cellular component: nucleus. Gene Ontology annotation, molecular function: transcription regulator activity.